This is a messenger RNA of Ambispora leptoticha, 594 nucleotides long. The record is from the annotation of a GenBank genome assembly. NCBI's taxonomy places the organism in Eukaryota, Fungi, Glomeromycota, Glomeromycetes, Archaeosporales, Ambisporaceae.
AUGACGGUAACGGUCUGGAUGUUGGGAUUUGGGUUGCAAGUGAUUCGGAUAUUUCAGAGGCGAAAUGAAAAUAAUUGGGGGAUUGUUGCGAAUCGAUUAUUCUGUCAAGCGGAUCCAAAACCUAUCGAAUUUUACGGUUGGGUAAUUCUGGAAAUUAUCCUAUUGAUGAUUACGAGUCUAUUAGCAAACUCGCAUAAAUUACGGAAAUCGAGAGCAGGAACGAACAGUAAAUACUAUUCUUCACCUUCGGCUGUCGACAAACAUUCUUUUCAUUCCUCGACACAUCUUGUGGAAUACAACCACGAAUUAGAUUCGAUAGACUAUGCUAAAUUUAAUAAUGCUAAAAUCAAUAAGACUGACUUAAUUGGCAAACCGAAAGAAAUUUACUCAGUUAAGAAUAUAAUAAAGAAAGAUAAAAUCGCAUUUAAUAAUUAUAUUGAAAGUUUACUAGAAAAUAGAAGUAGAAACGAAAGCAGUAGAGACAAUACUUUAACAAAUAACAUGAUUUGUAAUCAGAAUCAAGACCAGCAUCAGCAUCCAAAUGAAAGUAUUCGCGAUAGUGUUUUCGGAUUUAUUUCUGCGUACGAAUAUUAA